Molecule: messenger RNA, 5824 nt
Organism: Hemicordylus capensis (graceful crag lizard)
Lineage: Eukaryota; Metazoa; Chordata; Lepidosauria; Squamata; Cordylidae
Product: solute carrier family 2, facilitated glucose transporter member 5-like
Exons: 12
Coding region: 549-2114 (521 amino acids)
Biological process (GO): monosaccharide transmembrane transport
Cellular component (GO): membrane
Molecular function (GO): hexose transmembrane transporter activity
Source: RefSeq, a predicted model, not a curated record
UGGAGAGGCUGCCGCGCCUUGGCCACAGCCAGACCUCGAGGCCAGGCCUGGGUGGGAGUGGCAGCGGCGGCGGCGGGAGAGAGAGAGAGAGAGAGGGCUUCCCCCAGCCGCGUCAUCCGAAGGGGCUGGGACCUGAGACCCCCCGCCCCGCCCGCCCGCCUUGCAUGCAAAUCUCGCGCCCGGUCGCCUCCCGAGCAUGGCUCCUGGCCCACGCGCUCCUUAAAACGCUUGGCCUCCAGUCCAGCCAGAGGCAGCAGGGCCUUGGAUGGGGCCAGGGGAAGAGGAGGAGGCGGCGGCGGCGGCAGCGGCAGCAGCAGGCAGGCACGAGAAACCCAGGCAGGAGGCAGCACGGCGGGGCGAGUCCAGAGGACAAGCUCCCGACCUCCUUGGGCUAUAAACCAGAUUGCUGCUGCUGGGUGUUCCCCGUUACCCUCGGCGAGGCAUAUAUAGACGCGCGGAGAAAGAUCCGGCGGCACAUCCGCGCGCCUUGCCUGCUGGCGAGCUCUCCCACAAGCUGAGUCGCCCAGGACUGCGAGGGCCACCUCACGAUGCACUCCACGAAGCCCAAGAACGGGGAAGGGCAGAAGGGGCAAGAAGCCUGCCCCGAGAGGAAAGGGAGGAUGUCUCUUGUCCUUGCCCUGGUCACCCUGAUCGCUGCCUUUGGGUCCUCUUUCCAGUACGGUUAUAAUGUCUCCGUGAUCAACUCUCCAGCACCGUUCAUGCAAGAUUUUUACAACGAAACCUACUUCGCGAGGAAUGGGGAGUACAUGGAGAAGGGCUUGAUGACGGCCCUCUGGUCUCUCACGGUGUCUUUCUUUCCACUUGGAGGCUUCUUCGGGUCACUUAUGGUUGGCCCCAUGGUGAACAAAUGCGGGAGAAAGGGCACCUUACUGAUCAACAACGUCUUCUCCAUCAUCCCUGCCAUCCUCAUGGGAGCCUCCAAGGCAGCAAAGACGUUUGAAGUGAUCAUCGUCUGUCGCAUCAUCAUUGGGAUAUGUGCAGGCCUGUCUUCCAACGUUGUGCCCAUGUAUCUUGGAGAGAUGUCCCCCAAAAACCUCAGGGGAGCUGUCGGGGUGGUGCCACAGCUCUUUAUCACCAUUGGGAUCCUGACAGCUCAGAUCUUGGGGAUGCGGAUGAUCCUGGGAAGCUCUGACGGCUGGCCAGUACUCCUGGGUCUCACUGGGGUUCCUGCAGCCCUGCAACUUCUUCUGCUGCCUUUCUUCCCCGAGAGUCCAAGAUACUUGCUGAUCCAGAAAGGAGAUGAAGAGGGAGCUAAAGCAGCUCUGAAGAAGCUAAGAGGCUGGGACGAUGUGGAGGACGAGAUGGAAGAGAUGAGGCAGGAAGACCUGGCCGAGAAAGCGGAAGGGCGGAUGUCCGUGAUUACCCUCUUCACCUACCGAGGUCUCCGCUGGCAGCUUAUCUCUAUCAUCGUGAUGAUGAUGGGACAGCAGCUCUCCGGAGUGAACGCGGUCUAUUACUAUGCCGACCGGAUCUACGAAAACGCGGGUGUGGCAAAGGACCAGGUGCAGUUCGUCACCGCCGGAACAGGCGCCGUCAACGUUGUCAUGACCAUGCUUGCGGUGCUCAUUGUAGAAGCCCUGGGGCGCAGAAUUCUGCUGCUGCUUGGUUUUGGGAUCUGCUGUGUCUCCUGCGCUGUGUUAACCUUGGCUCUGAAUCUGAAGACUAUCGAAUGGAUGCCGUACCUCAGCAUAGCCUGCGUCAUCUGCUACGUCAUUGGACACGCCAUUGGUGCAAGUCCUAUUCCGAGUGUGAUGAUCAUAGAGAUGUUCCUUCAGUCCUCCCGCCCCGCGGCAUUCAUGGUUGGAGGGUCAGUUCACUGGCUUUCCAACUUCACAGUGGGUCUGGUCUUCAGUUAUAUGGAGGAAGGGCUCGGGCCUUACUGCUUCCUCAUCUUCUGCGGGAUCUGCUUGGCCACCGUCAUUUACAUCUUCCUCAUCGUCCCCGAAACCAAGAAUAAGACAUUCAUGGAGAUCAACCAAAUCAUGGCCAAGAGGAACGGCAUUGAGGUGGAAGCCAACAAAGAGGAACUCAAGGAUUUCACAGAGGAUUCGGUGCCUUACAGCAAGAAAGUCGAGGCAAACAGCACUCUGUGAGGUGUCUCCGCCCUUGCGCAGGACUGGCUAUAGUUUAUUUUCCCUUUUGGUUUGGGACUCAUGGUCUUGAUGGCGUCUGCCAUUUCCAUUCGUAUUUCUCCACAUUGUCGUGGGCUGGGUGUAAUGCUCUUUCCUAACAAUACCUUUUCAAUAUGGGCAAAAACGCACAAAAAGACCCAGGAGGUUGCCUUUCUUUCGGGCUCGUGGCGUUUGCAAUCUGCGGACGCUUCACCUACAGAAGAUGCUCACUUUGAACAGAAGAGCCUUUUUGGAGAGCAGCACGGAGCAGAUCCUUUCUGAAACGCUGCAAAGCUUAUCAACAUGGCUGGAUAUUUGCUUUGCAGAUACAAAGACGUUGGCAAAGUGAUUCCCUACCAGAUGGGUGCUUAGGAAACUCUCCCGUGACCUUAAAUGCAGUCUUAGCUGGACCUUCACUGUAUGACUGAGCCAAUGGGAAUUUCAGGUAAGGGGAGUGGCUGGCUUCCCACACACCUGCUUGUGGUGAAAGUGUAAAACAAUCACCUGUGAAAUUUCACUUGUGACCUCACCUUGGAGGCCCCAAGACUCCGAACUUUUCAAUGACAAGAGUGUCAAGAAAUCUCCUGUUUCCUUGACACUGUCAGGAAAGCAUGUCUUGCCUCUGUGCCUUUCCCACGAGUAGAAGACACUGAAAUUACUUGUGUCCUCUGAAUUAUAGCCCUGAAAAUAUCCUUGAGAUGUGACGGAAGAUUUCCUCAGGUCAGCAAAGAUACUUGGUGGGGGUGGAGGGCAGGAAAGAUGUAUAAAGUGUUUUCUUCAGUUGCCAAGUUUAUAUAUACAUGGGGAAAGAGAAAAGGAAACACAAAAUGUUUUAAUAGCAGGAUCAAACAGUUAGGGAAUAAAAGGCAUGUAUAGUCUGUGACAAUGUAAAGCUUACAUGUACACAAGAUAAGCACAGCAGCUGUUCACGACAGCAGUCAUGGAUGUUUUUGUGUAAACCACCCUGAGCCAUUUUUGGAAGGGCGGUAUAUAAAUUAAAUAAAGAAGAAGAAGAAGAAGAAACUCCUCCUAGCUUUGCCAAGUUAAUUAACACUGGAAUGUGUUCUAUAUGUUUAAGCUUUCCAUCGGAUUUUCACAGACUGGAAAAGAAAUGAGAAAUGAGCAUUUCAUGUCCAUUUGGCCCUCUGGUUUACUUUCUUUUAAAUUUAUCCUCAUGUAUAUUUAACUGGCCAACGGAGGACAGUAUUUCAUUCAUCUGAUGAAGUCGAUUGUGGAUGCUGAUACAAAUGUAGAUGCUGAUAACUUAUGCUACAAUGCAUUUGUCAGUCUUGGGAACAUAGGAAGCUGCCUUCUACCAAGUCAGACCCUUGGUCUGUCUAGCUCAGUCUUGUCUACCUAGACUGGCAGUGGCUUCUCCAAGGAUGCAGGCAGGAGUCUCUCUCAGCCCUGUCUGGAGGUGGUAGGGAAGGAACUUGGAACUGUCUCCAUGCAAGCACGCUGAUGCUCUUCCCAGAGCGGCCCCAUCCCCUAAGGGGGAUAUCUUACAGUGCUCAGACAUGUAGUCUCCCAUUCAAAUGCAACCAGGGUAGACCCUGCUUAGCAAAGGGGGCAAUGCAUGUUUGAUAGACCAGAUCUCCUCCCAUAAGAUGCCACAAGAUGUUGUUUUUAGACUAGCAUGGCUACUUCUCAGGAAGUUGAUGUAAGAAAAGGCAUUGGCCAGCUAGAACUGGAGCAAUGGAUACCUAACCAUUGCUGUAUCAUGUGAAAACCUGUGCCUUACCGUAGAGAUUGUGCAUUGGGACCAGCUUUUGUCCCUGCUAGUGGGGGAUAUCUACAGCACAGCUUGGAGCCCCUUCAUCGCAUUUCCUCCCGCACCAAAGAUGUCUGCAGUUCCUCUUAUUGAGAAAUAAGAGAAUGGGGCAUGUGACGACCAUGUUCUGUGAGUGGAAAGCUGUGAAAUUCAACCCAGGGGUGAGGCUGGCAUUUGUGACUCUCCAAGCCUAAAAAAAGAACCCUCUCCAAAGCCUCAAACUCGACAGGGUCACUAAUGAGAUCUCAUUAGGGCCCAAAAUAACAUUGGAAGUCCUUUCUGCCUUGUGGUGAAGAGUGGGGAGGCAAAAGAUUCCAAAUGUCUCAAGAAGGCAGCCCGGUCCGGGCAUUAUGUGCACCUGCAAUCAGAUGUCUGCACACCUGUACAAGCUUUUGCGUAAAAUGAUAGUGCUCCAGGCCAUGUGUGGGGCUGGCCACCUGGUGCACCUCUUGCUGGUCAAUAACGCUGAUGAGCCAGAGUGAGCAGUGGGCCCCUGAGCAUGUGCAGAGAGGCGGGCAGCUGCUAAGGAGCAGGCCUACCAGCUGCUGCGCCCACUGCGGUGGUGAAAAUGGCAAAGAUUGGCAGCAGACCGCUUGGGGAGGCCCCCCAGGACAUUUGGAGGCCCCCCCCUUGUGAGGCCACAGACCAGAGCCUCAAGGUCCCAGAGUAAGAGCACUGACUGUUCCUGUGUACAGAUCCUGUGCCUGCAUGCAGUGUACACAGAUUGUAUGAGUGUUGAACACAUGAAUGGGGCAGAGUCUCUUAGCACAGGGUUGAAUCUCAGGUCCUCUGCAUCGGCAUCUGCCGCCAGGAUAAAACCGUCAUCAUUAAAACAAUAUGGUGCCUUAACGUCCUGAUCUGAGUCUAACUUAGGACCAAUCUAAGCCUCAGGUUAAGAGUCUCAUUUUUGCAGAUAUGUGUGUCCCCAACCCACCCACCCAAAGAGGAGCCGUGGAUCGCAGGAACAAUCUUGGCAGUCCUGUACUGCAAAUAGCAGGGAGCUUUUAACUUUUUGCUCUUGCCCCACUAAUACAGAUCGGGCCCCUCUGCAUGGAGCUAUUAAAGAAAACACACACCCAUAUACACAACCAAACUGGGAUCAGUUAAGAUCCUCACAAAACACAUUAAAUGGAACGGACGGGAUUGGGGAUUGGAUUCAGUGCCCAGCCCUGUUCAGACAAUACGUUGUACCUGCAUUCUGAUGUCUGUACACACGUACCCGUUUUUUGUGUGAAUGACUGCACCCAUGUUGAUUUUAAAAGCAGACCUGGGUACAGGCCUUCUGAAAUGCAGGAUACGGGCAGGAGGUGUACCACCGUACCUGCCUUCAACAUAACGUGUGAAUAACUGUACUCGUAUACAGAUCUACACCCCUGGACAGUGUGCACAGACUAGAAUAGGGCUGUCGUGGCUACAUGAUCCCACCUGGUGAUUCCUUGCACCGCUAUAUUAGUAGCUGUGGACAACAACAACAACAAGCUUCCUUUUAAACCUAUCUGAGCAACCCGAAAACCUGAGAAGCUGGUUUCGCUCCAGGUUGUGUUUUCCUAACCAUGGCUAACCAUGGAAGUGCUUUUAAGAUGUGAUGGGAAUGUGGUGGUGUGUUAAACUGCAGUCAUUGCACUCGGAGGCGAGGCUAGACUGUGGUGCACCUUUUCUUUACUCUGUAGAACCUAGUGGGAAGUCUAGCUAAUCACAAUAAUGACUGGUCUUCGUUUGGUGGUGUUGGUUGUUUUUGAACAAAACAGUAUUUGUCUACAGGAGAGGGUGUAUGGCAAAACCUAUGCUGUUGUAAAUAUAGUGGAGUGGGCUUGUGUGUGUUUUUUCGCUUUUGUUUCACAAAUGAUCUAUUGGUGGUUUUUUGUGUUUGUUUGUUUUAAAUGGAGCCACAAUAAAAGCCAUUUUAUAAAAAAUCUGGAAA